Truncatella angustata is the source of this 624-nucleotide messenger RNA. RefSeq lists its product as uncharacterized. The coding region runs from base 1 to 624 and encodes 207 amino acids. The record is from RefSeq and is a predicted model, not a curated record. The transcript has a single exon. Lineage: Eukaryota; Fungi; Ascomycota; Sordariomycetes; Amphisphaeriales; Sporocadaceae.
AUGGCUUCACUGCUGCGAGAUGGACGAUACGCACCUCCGAUUCCAUCCCCUCUCAACCCGACAGGUGGUCUACCAAUAUCGACACACCAGUACAAACGAAAUAAUCACUCUCGGGUAGGGGCACGAAAACCCAGCGGACUAGUAAGUCCAACACAGAGACUCAUGCGGCAGAAGGCAGCGGAAGCAUGGAGGUCCUUGUCAUCGAACAACACAGUCCAUAGCGCCACCUCAGCCACGGUGAUCCGAGGGCUGAAGCCGGAGAUGGUAGACAUAAGCCGGCGGCAGAGCUUUGUAGUUGCAGACAGGUCUUCCUGGAGGGAGGAAGAGGAAAAGCUGGGAGUCGACGGCCGCGCAGAGCAGCCGAUAUUUUUCGACGCGUUCGACGGAGGGAACAUGGGUUUGGGUAUUGUGACGAUGGACAUAGAGAAGCAACCCCUUCUUAGACAUUACGAUUCUGCACCUAGAAGCAAAGCGGCAGCGGCAGCAGCAGCGCAGAAUGUGCUGCCUCUCUACGAGCACAGACCGCGUGGGCCGACAAGCUUGACAAGGCGGCGAUUGAUAUUAGUAGUUGGGAUAGUUUGCGUAAUCAUGUUAGUAUCAACUUUCUGGCCAAACAAAAGAUAG